This is a messenger RNA of Hippocampus comes (tiger tail seahorse), 3578 nucleotides long. It is a transcript of the gene pdpr, whose product is annotated as pyruvate dehydrogenase phosphatase regulatory subunit. Lineage: Eukaryota; Metazoa; Chordata; Actinopteri; Syngnathiformes; Syngnathidae. Gene Ontology annotation, molecular function: protein binding. The transcript has 18 exons. Gene Ontology annotation, cellular component: mitochondrion. Bases 149 to 2836 code for a protein of 895 amino acids. The record is from RefSeq and is a predicted model, not a curated record.
GCCUGACGACUGACUACUCAAUAGCUUUGCCUUGGACCCAAACAAUAGGCCCUUCCGUCAUCACAACACGAUCCAGUGCUCACUCGUGUACAUGUAUACUGACGCCGAAAUUCCGCUGCGACUGACUUAGUUGAGAGCACAGCCAGCCAUGUGUAGCUGUGUGCAGAGCUACAGGGCUCUGUCCCCUGCCCUGCUCCCCAGGCUGCUUCUGCCUCACACCGGUUACACAUUGGCCGGCAAGGGCCUGUCGACCUCCACGAACUGCAUGCAGGCGGGGAGCGGGGACUCCUCUCAGCCGCUGCCACUACCCAGCCAGGCCCGAGUGGUCAUCUGUGGAGGGGGCAUCGUGGGGACUUCGGUGGCGUAUCACCUGGCUAAGCUGGGAUGGACUGAUAUCGUUCUCCUGGAGCAGGGCAGACUAGGAGCAGGAACCACCAAACUUUGCGCUGGUAUUGUCAGUGUAGCAAAACCCAUCUCCAUUGAAUGCAAAAUGGCCGACUACUCCAAUGCUCUGUACAAGCAGCUUGAGGAGGAGACUGGCGUCAAAACGGGCUACGUGAAGACAGGUUCUCUGUGUCUGGCUCAGAAUCAGGACCGCUUCAUAUCACUGAAGCGCCUCGCGUCAAGACUCAAGGUGAUGGGAAUCAGCUGUAACAUUGUGAAACCCAAAGACGUGACCAAACUCCACCCCUUGGUGAACAUUCACGACCUAGUGGGGGCGCUCCACCUGCCUGCCGACGCUGUGGUGUCGCCGCCAGAUGUCAAUCAUGCCCUGGCCGUGGCGGCAGCCGGACAAGGGGUUCAAAUCCUGGAAAGAACCGCCGUUCAGCAGGUCCUGGUGGAGAAGGGCCACGUGAUGGCGGUGGAGACGGACCGCGGCUCCAUCGAGUGUGAAUAUUUCGUCAACUGUGCUGGACAGUGGGCGUACGAGCUGGGCCAGGCGAGCGAAACCAAAGUCUCUGUCCCUCUGCACGGCUGCGAGCACUUCUACCUCCUCACCAAACCUCUCCAGGAGGACCUCCCGGCCGACACGCCAGUGGUGCUCGACAUGGACGGCAGGAUAUACGCUCGGCCGUGGCAGGGAGGCUUGCUUUCGGGGGGCUUUGAGAAAAAUCCCAAGCCCAUCUUCACGGAGGGACGCAACCAGCUGGAGAUUCAGAACAUGCAGGAGGACUGGGACCACUUUGAGCCGAUGCUCAGCGCGCUGCUGAGGAGAAUGCCUGGUCUGGAGUCGGCUGAGAUCCAGCAGCUGGUCAACUGCCCCGAGUCCUUCACCCCUGACAUGCGCUGUCUGAUGGGCGAGACGCCGGGCCUUUCGGGCUACUACGUGCUGGCCGGCAUGAACUCCUCGGGUCUGGCGUUCGCCGGAGGAGCUGGCAAAUAUCUGGCUGAGUGGAUGACCUACGGUUACCCCACUGCCAACGUGUGGCCGCUCGACAUCAAACGCUUCGGCAACCUGCAGAGCAGCCGGACCUUCCUGCGACACCGCGUUAUGGAGGUCAUGCCGCUGUUGUACGAACUAAAGGUUCCUCGCUGGGACUUCCAGACAGGUCGGCAACUUAGGACAAGUCCAUUGUAUGACCGACUGGACACGCAGGGAGCUCGCUGGAUGGAGAAACACGGCUUUGAGAGACCCAAAUACUUUGUUCCACCGGGCAAAGAUCUUCUCUCUCUGGACCAGAGCAAGACCUUCUACAAGCCCGACUGGUUUGACAUCGUCGGGGGGGAGGUGAAGUGCUGCAAGGAGGCUGUCUGUGUCAUUGACAUGUCGUCCUUCACCAAAUUUGAACUCACGUCCUCGGGUGAUGAGGCCCUGGACCUGCUGCAACACCUGUGUGCCAAUGACUUGGACGUUCCAGUGGGACACAUCGUCCACACGGGCAUGCUGAACCAACGAGGAGGUUACGAGAAUGACUGCAGCGUAGUGCGCCUCAGCAAGAACAGUUUCUUCAUCAUCUCGCCAACAGACCAGCAAGUUCACUGCUGGUCGUGGAUCAAGAAACAUAUGCCCAAUGACCCGCACCUUCACCUCGAAGACGUCAGCUGGAAGUACACAGCUUUAAAUCUGAUUGGACCUCGUGCCACAGAUGUUCUGGCAGAGCUCUCGUAUGUUUCCAUGACUCCUGAUCACUUUCCCUCCAUGUUCUGUAAGGAGAUGAGCGUGGGCUACGCUAACGGCAUCCGAGUGAUGAGUAUGACCCACACGGGUGAGCCGGGUUUCAUGCUGUACAUCCCUAUCGAGUACGCGCUUCACGUGUACAACGAGGUGAUGUCGGUGGGUCAGAAGUACGGGAUCCGCAACGCCGGCUAUUACGCACUGCGCAGCCUGCGCAUCGAGAAGUUCUUCGCCUUCUGGGGACAAGACCUGGACACCUUCACCACGCCGCUGGAGUGCGGACGGGAGUUCCGCGUCAAGUUCGAUAAGGACACAGACUUUGUGGGUCGCUCGGCUCUGCUGCAGCAGCGUCAAGACGGCGUGUUUCGCCGCUUCGUCAUGUUGGUCCUGGACGACCAUGACACCGAGCUGGACCUGUGGCCCUGGUGGGGCGAGCCCAUCUACUGCAAUGGGAACCUGGCGGGGGCCACCACCAGCAGCGCCUACAGCUACACUUUGGAGAGACACGUGUGCCUCGGGUUUGUGUCCCCGCCCCCCGGACCCGACGGCCUGCCCGCCACCGUCACCCCAGACUUCAUCAAUCGAGGAGACUACGAGGUGGACGUGGCCGGGCAGAGAUACCCGGCCAAGGCCAAGCUUUACCCCUUCAGCUCCCUCUUUAGUCAGCAGCACCGGAGACGCAAAGACGACCUGGAACUGAGCAACCUCCAGGGCGAGUGAUGGCGACACAUCGCUGCUCAUGCUUACUGAAGUGCAAUAUUUGGCAAAAAAAAAAAAAAAGUCAGCCAUUUACUUCAUUGGUCUGGAGUCAAAGUGCCUUGAUGGAGGCCAAAUCAGCUCUCUAACGCGCUGGUCCACCACAGUCAAAGAAGACAUGCUGGUCCUCCAUCGAAGACAUGUGAGUUGUCCACAGUCAAAAAAUUCUCUGCUGUCGCUUCCUAUUGCCAUCUCGUUUGCACUAUCGAACCAGGUUAUUCAUUUUCAUACAUACACGUUAUGAGAAAGUGUUUUUUAAAAUUGGACAAAAAUGUUUGAAUGUCGCAAGAAUAGUGUGGCAACUUCAUCUUUCGAGUGCAGUCAUACAAUGAAAAGUUGUAAUGUGAAUGGGGGGGAAGUCAUCAUAUUAAGUUGAAACGUUAAUUCUUUGAGGAAUGAAAGUUGUAAUUUAUAACUUUUUUUUUUAAUUGCAAUGUUAUGUAUGAUACAGCAUUUGCAUUUGAUGGAAAAAAGAAUAUCACAAGGACAAGUUGCAAUGUUAUUUUGUUAAGGGGAAAAAAGUUGUCCUGACAAAAAUAAAAAUUGUAAUUUGCUACAAGAGAAACUUGUAAUUUUAGAUGAAAAAGUUUUAUGUUUAGAGAAAAACGAAUGUUUACAACAUUCAUAAUGUUAAAAAUUUGUGUUUCUUUGAAAAAAAAAAGUCUGAACAGAUGCAGAAUAAAGUUAAGGGAAAAAGUUCUCAUGA